AUGAAAUGUCUCGAAAACACGUCGAGGCUCUCCCUCACCAGCCUGCACAAUGCCGCCAGGCGAGAGGAUUCAGCUUCCUUGCAACGCCUCAUUGCUACCAUUGACCCGCUCGCGGCGGAUAAGAUUGGUGCGGUUCUACAAGACGGCGACAGUAGGGGGGCGUGCAUUUCGAGUCCUCGCACUCCUGCGGCGGCUCCUAAGAAUAAGGAACAUACCCGUUGCCUGUCUACAAGGUGGCCAGAAGAAAAAGCUCCUAGCCGCUUGAAGCGAUUGUUACAACAACAGGACUCAAAGCGGCGCACGGUGCUUUUUGUGGCAUGUGCUUCCGGAAACACCGAAAUCGCAGACGCCUUGCUGACCGUCGGCGCUAGCCUAGACGGCCACGGUGCCUGGCAAAGGACCCCGCUGCACAUCGCUGCCUUCGAGGGUCACACUUCGGCAAUGCGCCGGCUGCUUGGUGCAGGAGCAGACCCCUGGGCCUUGAAUGAUCGUGGACAGACCCCAUCGGAAGUGAGCCAAAUGUUCAACGCCAACCGUGAGGCCCUGGGGCUGCUUGAGGAGGCGGCCAUCAUGCGGCGAGAAGUGUCCACAGGAACGGAGGGGCUGAUAGGGACGACUUUCGUCCACGACGACGGCCAGGUCGGAACCGUUGUUGACGCGGCCGAGCGAUGGACGUUCACUCUGGAGGUCGACCUGGACGGCUGGAAGAUGGGGAACGGCUCGGGAGUCAAGCUCUAUCUUCCUGUGAGCCGAUCAAAUCCGACAAGUUUUGCUGAGCCUAUCCCGAGGCUGGCGGACACGGUGCAGAGAAUGAGACUCGAGAGCGAAGAUUUGGUGAAUGUCACGGCGGACAGUCUCAUCGGAGCUAGGGUGUCGAGGAGGACGCCGCUCGGCGGCGGCAGGGUGACCGCGGUGCGAAACGUAAAGAUUCGUUGCGACCUCCGAACCGCCGCUUCGAGCACGAGAGCCGGACUUACAACGGCCACGGCGACCGGCAGCAAAAGAGAACGACGUGCCAAUGCAACCCUCAGCGAAACACGCAGCGAAGAACCAGACUUGUCUGACCGGGGGGAGUCACUUGGAAUGCCAAUGCAAGAGGCCCAGCCGUGCCGUAGCUUCUCUACCACCUCGAGCGGUCACUAUGUUGGUCUAAAGGUUCUGGAGGUGGGCCUUACUGCAGGGCUCGGGGCCGUUGGGCACCACGGAGAUCGGGAAAGGCACCAAGGCGAAGACGGCCCGAAAGCGACAAAUAGCUGUGCCACGCCAAGGGGUCCGGAAAAUGCAGUCCAUGGGCAUCGACAAGUUGCGCCGUCGGGGGAGUGCUCAACACGCCGUUGCCUCUCAACGAGGCUUGUCCAAGUGGCGAGCAACCAUGGGGUGUCGAGACGCCAGCUGGAACAAUGGCCGCCCUCAGAAGGUUCGUGGGCAAACGAUGGCGACACCGACGACGAAAGCGGGGCUCCGGAUGAUUGGUCGGUCGGAACGGAAAGUGCGGCGGAAUUGGACGCAUGCGUGGCAACUACCGUGAACGAACGCACGCGUGAAGGCUUCGGGUCACAGCGGGCGGGAACACAGAGUCGUAGUACAAACGGCAGGGGAGCUCCGUCCCAACGUGCUUAUUCAACGGACCCGACUGCUAGGAUGCGCGUCUAG
Messenger RNA from Ectocarpus sp. CCAP 1310/34, 1653 nucleotides. NCBI's taxonomy places the organism in Eukaryota, Phaeophyceae, Ectocarpales, Ectocarpaceae. The record is from the annotation of a GenBank genome assembly.